Molecule: messenger RNA, 1531 nt
Organism: Musa acuminata subsp. malaccensis (wild Malaysian banana)
Lineage: Eukaryota; Viridiplantae; Streptophyta; Magnoliopsida; Zingiberales; Musaceae
Source: RefSeq, a predicted model, not a curated record
ACGUGCUCAGGACAACAUCGAUUGGGACGGUGACGCACCGCGAACGAAGUCGGCGGCGGCCGCGGCGGAAGAGCGUGGGCAUGGAGGGAGGAGGCACAGUCGUGGCUCCGCCGGAGACCACUGGUUCGCCGCCGUCUCCAGGUGUUCCCCCCAUCGACCUCUCCGACGACCACAUGGAGGAGCUGCUUCGCUUCACCCUCUCCCUCGCUGCUUCCCCCACCGCGGACGACCCCCAUCUCGCUCUCUCGCUCUCCCCCGACUACUGCUCCCGCCUCCUCCAGCCCGAACCCUCCCCUCUUAGUCCCCUUCCCCUCGAUGGUAGCGAGAAUACUUGUGGAGGAGCGCCGCCAUAUCCUUUGUACAAGCGCUUGGCACGAGCGAUACGACGAUGCAUCCACUCUCGAAGUUUCUCGAGAUCGGCGGGCAGCGUCGUGGCUUCGAUUCCACUAGACGAGUCAGUGAAGAUGAAAGAGAGUGAUUGGGAUGCUCUAAUCUUGGAUAAGGGAUCAGAAUUGCUAUCUAUGUUUAAUGCUGUGGAUUUUGAACUCCAUGUUCAAGAACCUUUCUUCUCACAAUUGAGAGCUUGCUUGAAAACAGUUGAAGGCAGAUGUGCUGUUGGUAAUUACAAUCGAAUGGUACCGGGUUCUUUGAUUCUCUUCAACAAAUGCCUCUUGCUUGAAGUUCAGCAUGUUAAUCGCUAUAGUUCGUUCUCUGAGAUGCUGCAAGCAGAGACACUUGCUAAAGUCCUUCCUGGAGUUGCAACAAUUGAUGAUGGAGUUCAAAUAUAUCGCAAGUUUUAUACAGAAGAGAAGGAAAUGUCUAAUGGUGUCUUGGCUAUCUCUGUUUCAAAACCAACUACCCAACCAUAUGAUUCCUUAGCCAAGCUUCUUUCUGGACUGAGUUAUGAUGGCAUUGCUGGCCUUCUUGGUAUGGCACACACUGUGGGAACAGUUCCAGAUGCAUUACCUCCUCCACGAUCAUUGUUGAUAUCAUCAUCUAUGCAACCUACUAGGCCAACUGUCGAAGGUUGUUCAUUAACUGAUGCUGCAAGGGCAUUGUCUAAGCAUGUUAACAGGAGCAGCAGUGGGUGGUGGGGUGUUCUCUCUGGAAGUGAAUCUAAUAAAAACAGGCUGGCACUGGAAGCAGUCAACCAUUUGUUGAACAAUUGCUGUUGGAUGAAUGUUCACUUAAUUCAACCACAUGGGCCUGUCUUCGAGAUUAGAGUUCCUGAAGGCUUUGGUGCCCGCUGGUCUAAAGAUGGUUUAAAGUUCAUUGGAUUCUUGGAACCUUACACUGAAGAAGGCUUCUCAAAAGGGUGGAAGCAUUAGACCUGUUCUAUUUGUAAAUGCUUUUAUCAAUCAUUAGUGGUAGGUUUUAACAUUCCAUUAAGCAACCCUAUGUCAUUAAGAUUUAUGUGUAGGAUUUAUUGUGUGACAUGAUUAACUAUUUUGACAUGUCACGACGGAUAAACUACUUUGUUUUCUUUCUCGUUUUUGAAUAAAAAAUGUUACCUUUUUUUAAUAUCUAAAGC